This is a messenger RNA of Peronospora matthiolae, 2013 nucleotides long. The record is from the annotation of a GenBank genome assembly. Lineage: Eukaryota; Oomycota; Peronosporomycetes; Peronosporales; Peronosporaceae.
AUGACGGCCAAGGAGACGCUCUUGGCUCUUCAGCUCAGUUGUCGAGGCGACGCUGCCCGCGAGUGUCUCCUCCGUGACUGGAUAAAGCUUACAGACGAGCGAAAGGAGACGUCGCUGUUUCAUCAGCUGCCAAAGAGCCCCACAGGUGCUGCAAUAGAUUGGCUGAAAUUGUACGAAGAAGUGGUGGCUCGAGGAGGUUAUACAAUCGUCUCCCAGCGUCAUCAAUGGACCGAGAUUCUAGGCCCCGAUGGCUUGAAUCUGAAAGGGUUAUUGCCGUAUCAAUUGGCAGCUUAUUACGACCGGUUUUUGCGUGCUUUGGAGGAGAAACAGCUCUUUGGACGAGAUCUCCCGAGGACAACGACGGCUCCGAGUGUACUGCCCAGUAAGCGGCAAGGUUACCACGGAUCGAUCACUGGAAAUGAAGACGAAGACGAAGGUCCAGUUGCAACGGUGCAAGAUCUACAGGAUGCUCAAGGUGGCAUGGGUGGGACUCCGCUGCCACGAGCUAACAAGAGAUUCAAGGCGCAGCGAGAACUUCAGACGCAUCUUGGCACGCUACACAGCAUCGUGCUGGCUCUGGACUCUGGAAUUCCGGAACAAGUGAUGUCGGCGCUGAAUUUAUUGACCAUUUUGUCUUACGGAGGUGAGUCGGGCGGUGCUGCUGAAACAGUAUCAACUGUCGCGGCAAAUGCGACUGCUACAGCAAAUGAGAACGAGCUGGUGGUGGACAAUGUUCCGGGAUUGUUAGAUGCACUAUAUCGGCAAUUAGUAUCGUGCAAAUUGCUGCCAAAUGAACAAGACGUGGAGCAGAACCUUAUGGCACGGAGGAGGUUGCUGAACUUGACUGUUGGUGAUGGCGAGCGUGAAUUGCUAGACUCCACGGCGUUGAUGGUGUUGAACAUUCUGCGCAACUUGGCGGUUGUUGGCGCAAAUGAGAAGCCAAUGGCUGCGCACGACGAGUUGUGCGUGUUCUACAUUAUCGCACUGCGUUAUGUGAAUAGCAGCGACGCGCGGAAUUGCCGUAGUGGACGAUCCCGUGCUGCCGUGGAAAUCGGCGACCAUGUAUUGGACACGUUGUGCGCCAUUGCAAAACGCAUUGACUUUCUUGCUCUGCACCCACCCGCCGCGCUUGAAAUAUGGCACCCGCAGUACCAGUUGAGCUCGCAGCUGUGGAAGAAAGAACGUGUUCUUCCGCUUGAGUGUCUACUUCGCGAGGUACGACGCAUCCUGGUCGACCGUGAUCUGAAGCAACAGCGGCGGUCAGUAGUGCUUCGUGCGUGCGAACUGCUCACCAACGUCUGCCGUGACGUAGCCAUCAAGAAGUACCUAUCUUCAAGUCAAGCUCUUCAAGAUCCUGCUUUACUUGAUUGCGUCGUGGCGUUGCUGGGAUGCUCACGACUGGAGUUUCUUCCUCGCGGAUCUAAGCAUAAAAAGCAACAGCUGCAACAAGCUCACGGAUUUCCAACAGAAGCAGACUACGACAUGGAUGCUGAAGACUCUGACGACGGUGACUCUGACGAGACUGACAGGGACGAUAAUAGCAGAUGGCCUGCCCCAUGGGAGAAUGACGGGCUACCAUCAGGUAUUGGCAUGGGCAUCGUACAUGUGAGUCCAGAAGGUGUUCGAAACACUUCGUCCUUGCCUCACGUCAACGGAGCUCACGCGGCGCAUUCCAUGGCGUUUGGCGAUGACCAGCUCGAUCAUGAAAUGCGUGAUGCUGCGUUAGAAGUGCUUUUCCGUUUCUCCGACUACGACGAUGCAACGAAGCUUCGAAUGGCACAGCACCGAAUGUGUAUGCGGCGACUCGCAGGCUCGCUUCUGUCGUGUAUCGGAAGGCCCGAAGCCGCUCGAAUCACCGUCGCCACGCUGUGCAACAUCUCGAUGAACCGCGCAACGUUCCCGUAUUUCCUACCGAUCGAGAAGGAUUUGCUCCUUGUCGCGUGUUCCGAUGUCAGUGUCUCGGACAUUCUCAAUAACGUCGUGGCCGACGUCUACGGUAUGCACUCCCUGUAA